GAUUCGAAAGUGGAUUUUGUGCAAUGGCCGGGUGAAAUGAGCUGUUUCCCGGGGUUUCUGGGGAGUAAGAGGCGAGAGGCGGUGUCGCUGAUUUUGGCGCGACUGGACGAAGAAAUUUGCUCCGCCAGAAGCGGACGAUAAGGAUACCGUGUGGAACAGGAUUGGCUCACAGCUUGGUCGAACAACUUGCAAUAAUUGGUGCCCCGUCUUCCUCGCCUUCACCAAUCUCUGCUUUGCAGUUCCCUCAUACAUGUGGUAUAAAUAGUUGUAUGACCACUGAUUAUUCUCCCGAGACCUGACUAUAUAUAAUUUCAGAAGAAACAAUGGAAAGCCAGGAAUUUAUUGUCCUAUAUACUCAUCAAAAGAUGAAGAAGUCAAAAGUAUGGCAAGAUGGAAUUCUGAAGAUCGCUCAUGUAGGAAACAAAGCCAUUUUAUAUGAUGACAAAGGACAGUGUUUGGAGAGUUUAUUUCUUAAGUGCCUUGAGGUGAAACCUGGAGAUGAUUUAGAAAGUGAUCGAUACUUAAUCACAGUUGAGGAGGUUAAAGUUGCUGGAAGCAUAGCUGUUAAACAAGAUAUCAUUAAAGGAGCACCUCCAUUAAAUUCAAAGAGCUUUAUACCUUCUGGCCGGUCCCUUGGGUGUCAACCUGCUGGUUUAAAAAGGAAAUUUACUGGUUUUCAAGGACCACGUCAAGUGCCAAAGAAAAUGGCUAUUACAGAAAAUAGUGAAUCAGCUGCUUCACUUGAGGCUAAGGAAGCUGGUCCUGUUUUUCUUUCUCCAGUCUACAGCACACCUCCUUUGUUUUCUACUGUUGGCAAAAAAGAUAUAAAUUAUAUGCCAACAGACCCUGACAACCAGGACAGAGAGAGAAAUGGCAUAGCUUUUUCUUCAGUUGUCUCUACUCCAUCCUUCAAGAUUAACCCAGAAAUGCUAUGUGAAGAAAAUUAUUUUUGCUCUACUGUCAGUUCUGUAAAUAAGCAUUCAGGUUCUUUACUGACCGAUGAGCUUAUAAAAAGAGAUUGUUUGGUAUCUCACGAUUCAGGAGUUUCACAGAACAUUAGAAGUAAAGCCCAGAUAUUGGCUCUUCUGAAAUCCAAAUCCACUGGUACAUCUAAAGAACCAAAUUCUGAGAUUACAGGACAUUGCCCUCCGAUACAGCCACAAGGAAAUUUAAAAAUUCCUGCUAAACUUGAGUGCUUAAUUGAACAGGAAGAGCACACUCAGGUGAAGAGCACAGAAAGUUUAUACUGCCAACAUCAAUCAAAAAAUACCAUGAGAAAUAAAAGCCGGUGGGCCAUGUAUUUAUCCUCACAGCGUUCACCUGCACAUUCUUCUGCAGUAGAUGGAAAUAAUACAGGAAAAAAUCCUGAGGCCGAGGGAGGUAAUAUAAAUUUAAAUUUGAAAGACGCUUUGGUGCAAAAAAGCAUGCGGUUUUUAGAAACAUGUACUGAAGAGGGAAAAAAGUAUAAUGAAGACAAGGCAGUAGUUGAUAAUGAUCAAUCCUGGAAUCAAAAGGUAAAAUUAGAAUUUCCUUCAUUCUGUGAAAGCAGUGCCUUACCAGUUACUUGUGACAACGUAGAAAACGACAGCUUAUUAUCAGAAAAUGACAGCUUAUUAUCAGAAAAUGACAUUCAAGAAAAUAAUAAAAGACUUUUUAAUCAAAAUGACCGGAUGGGCAUAAAAGGAUCAAUUCUCAUUACAGAAAAAGCUCAGGAGAUAACCAUGUAUGGAACCCCAGAUAAGGAGUAUAAACAUCUGCAGAUUGAAUCUUCACUAAGUAACGAUUUUAGGGUCUCUAAUGGCAUUGCUGACAUGUUUUCUAAAAGUAAUGCUGAUAAUGAAAAUCUGAACAGUAUUCAUGAACCACUUGUGGAGAUUACUUUUAAUCUGAACAAUUUUGAAACCAGUGACUCUGAGGAGGAAUCACAGGAAAGCAGCAGAAUUUCCCACGAUUCAGAGGGUUGGGUGAAGGAAACUUUAGUUAAAGACAAUUCAAGCUGUGAGAAUAUAAACUGUGCAGAAGUUGGCAGUGACCAUUUGCCUCUCUUAACGUCUAGUGGGGGCAGACUUGCAGAGACAUUUUCCAUGAAAGAGAUUCUGCCAUCACAAUUUUGUGAUAAAACUUCUGUAGGUUUUGACACAGGACCUUGGAAAGCUGGAAACACUAGAAAAGAAAUAGAGGAGGAGUACGGUGACACCUCAGACAAUCUUGACGCAUCUUUGGAGUGGACUGAAGAUGCAAAUGUAGGUAGUAAUGAAGGCACUAAUAAAUCUACCCAGGAAGUCACAGUUAACUAUGAUUUUGCUUCUCUCUCAAAUGAAAGUAUAAACACAAAUUUACAUAUCCCUCACUCUUUAAACACAGCCACUAAUCAGGAUCCUGAAAACAAUCCAUGGUCACAACAGGCUCAGCCUCAGCCUUUUAUUAUGGGAACUGACUUACACAAAAAUACUGAACAGGUUUUACCAUUAACUUCUAGCAGUGACAAUGGCACCCAACUAUUAAAUGCCAGUCAGAAUCACUCUGAAGAAUUUCUUGCACUUGAUAAAUCACAUACCCAAGUUUCCAAUUCUUCGUUUUACCCUCUGGGAGUAAAGUAUCCUAUAUCCAAAGACACAGAAUCACAUAUUCUGGAAUCUGAAGAUUUGGGAAGGACUAGAAGUUUACCUCCUGACAAUACUGACAUAGAAACUGCCAGAGAGAGCAAACAGUACUGGAAUACUCCAAAAAGUUCUUCAGAACUUUCUGGAUUAGAAAAUAGCAUUUCCCUAUUAAAAUCAUUGUCUGAACACAGUACUGCUUUAGAAGGCUUGGAAAUACUGAAAAAGAAACAUACCUCCUUUAAGCAACAAGGAACUCUGCAGACGUAUGAUCCAGAAAGCAGUCCUGAAGCUAGGAAACCAUUGACUACAGUAGUUUCACAAGCUAUACCAAAGUCUCAUCCGAACCAGGAUCCUCAACAGAUGAUAAAAGAAAAUGAAGUUAAACCAAGUGAAUCCCUCACCAAGUUUUUUUCCUUGGGCAGUGAAGAAGAGACUGACUCUCGAGCUCUCAUUCCUAAACAAAUGGAGAGAAAAACCUGUGACCCUAAGCCUGUUGAGUUUCAAGGGCACCAAGUGAAAGGAUCAGCUGCUAGUGCUGUGAUGGUCAGAGGACACAGCUCCCAGCUUGAAUGCAAUCAAUUUCCAGAUAGCGUGUAUGAAAACUGCAUGACAAAUACUUGUUUUUUGACACCUAAGUUGCCUAGCACUUGUAUGCAGAUUGACUUCUUGCAGUUGCCAGAUGAAGAAAACUUGAUAAAAGGAGAUUUCAGCUUUAACACUGAAGACAAUUUUCAAGUGAUAGCUGAGCCUAAUAAGAAUUCAGUUAAAAAUGAUCUAAUGAAAAAGUCUCUGGAGAAUAAGAACCUUCAAAGGCUUUCAUUAGAGAUAAGUGACUGUGAGCUGUGCUUCCCAAGUGGGGAGAAAGUAAAAUCUGCAUAUCUUCCCCAAAGGCAAAUUCACAUACCAGCUGUUUUUCAGUCUCCUGCUCAUUAUAAACAGAUUUUUACAUCUUGUCUCAUAGAACAUCUAAAUAUAUUGCUGUUUGGGUUGGCACAAAGGCUGCACAAAGCUCUUUCAAAAGUUGACAUAUCAUUUUACUCAUCAAACGGAGACAAACGGAAAAAUGUGGAAAAUAACGUGCCAUCAUGCCAUCAUCAUCACCCUGCAAAACUUGUCAUGGUUAAAAAGGAAGGUCCAAAUAAGGGUCGUCUCUUUUAUGCUUGUGAUGGACCCAAAGCUGACCAAUGUAAAUUUUUCAAGUGGCUUGAUGAAGUGACCCCAGGAUAUUUAACACAGGAAGAAUCACUACCUAGCAUGGUUUUAAGUGAUAUAAAAAGUAUUGGCUUGUACUUAAGAAGUCAAAAGAUACCCCUCUAUGAGGAAUGCCAACUUUUGGUGAGAAAAGGAUUUGAUUUUCAAAGAAAACGGUAUGGUAAACUAAAGAAGUUUACAACUGUAGAUCCUGAAUUUUAUAACGAACCUAAGAGCAGACUUUAUCUUAAGCUGAGUCGUAAGGAAAGUUCAUCUGCUUAUAGUAAAGAUGAUCUUUGGGUGGUUUCAAAAACCCUAGACUUUGAAUUGGAUACUUUUAUUGCAUGUAGUACAUUCUUUGGACCGUCAUCUGUCAAUGAGGUAGAGCUACUACCUUUGAAAGGUUAUUUCCCUUCCAACUGGCCCACUAACACAUUGGUCCAUGCAUUAUUGGUUUGUAAUGCUAGCACGGAGCUGACCACUUUGAAAAAUAUUCAGGACUACUUUAAUCCAGCUACUCUGCCUCUAACACAGAACCUGUUAACAAUGUCUUCAUCAACUACAGUGAGCAACAAGAGAGUCAAUAAGAGAAAAUUUAUCCCACCAGCCUUCUCAAAUAUCAAUACAAAAUUUGAACUGCUCAGUAUAGGAGCAACGCUGAAGUUAGCUGGUGAGUUAAUUCACGCACACAAGUUAAACAAGGAUCAAGCUACAGCCCUAAUUCAGAUAGCGCAAAUGAUGGCAUCACAAGGAAGUGCUGAAGAAGUGAAGGAACUGGGAACUCACACCCUCCCAAUCACGAUCAUACAUGGUGUUUUUGGAGCAGGAAAAAGUUAUUUGCUGGCAGUGGUGAUUUUGUUUUUUGUUCAGCUAUUUGAAAAGAGUGAAGCUCUUGCAGUUGGAAAUGGAAGACCUUGGAAACUUCUGAUUUCUUCUUCUACUAAUGUAGCUGUUGACAGAGUACUUCUUGGGCUUCUUAGUCUUGGGUUUGAAAAGUUUGUCAGAGUUGGGAGUGUCAGGAAGAUUGCCAAGCCAAUUUUACCUUACAGUUUGCAUGCUGGCUCAGAAAAUGAAAAUGAACAAUUAAAAGAACUACAUACACUCAUGAAGGAAGACCUGACUCCUGUGGAAAGAGUCUAUGUGAGAAAAAGUAUUGAGCAACAUAAACUGGGGACCAAUAAAACCCUGCUGAAGCAGGUUCGAGUAGUUGGAGUUACCUGUGCAGCCUGCCCGUUUCCAUGCAUGAAUGACCUUAAAUUUCCUGUGGUUGUACUGGAUGAGUGUAGCCAAAUAACCGAACCAGCUUCUCUCCUUCCCAUUGCAAGGUUUGAGUGUGAAAAGCUUAUUCUUGUUGGAGAUCCCAAACAGCUUCCUCCUACUAUUCAGGGUUCUGAUGCAGCUCAUGAAAAUGGACUGGAACAAACUCUUUUUGAUCGACUUUGCUUAAUGGGUCACAAGCCAGUUCUUUUGAGAACCCAGUACCGUUGCCACCCUACAAUCAGUGCUAUUGCUAAUGAUCUGUUUUAUGAAGGAAACCUCGUGAAUGGAGUUUCAGAAACAGAGAGGAGCCCUUUAUUGGAAUGGCUUCCAACCCUGUGUUUCUAUAAUGUUCAAGGGCUGGAACAGAUCGAAAGAGAUAACAGCUUUCAUAACGUAGCAGAAGCUGCUUUUACACUCAAGCUGAUUCAAUCACUGAUUGUGAGUGGAAUAGCAGGCUCUAUGAUUGGGGUGAUAACAUUAUACAAAUCCCAGAUGUACAAGCUUUGUCACUUACUCACUACACUGGACUUUGACCAUCCUGAUAAUGUGAAAGCUGUGCAGGUGUCCACAGUAGAUGCUUUUCAGGGCGCUGAAAAGGAGAUCAUCAUUCUGUCCUGUGUGAGGACAAGACAAGUAGGAUUUAUUGAUUCAGAACAAAGAAUGAAUGUUGCAUUGACCAGAGGAAGGAGACAUUUGUUGAUUGUGGGAAAUUUGGCCUGUUUGAGGAAAAAUCGACUAUGGGGGCGUGUGAUCCAACACUGUGAAGGCAGGGAAGAUGGAUUGCAACAUGCAAGCCAAUAUGAACCAUAGCUCAACCAUCUCCUUAAAGAUUAUUUUGAAAAACAAGCAGAAGAAAAACAAAAGAAAAAGAAUGAAAAAGAUAAAUCCAAAGAUAAAUCUCAUUUACAAAAAGAAACAGUAUAGUUUGUAUUUGUAUAAAUUCAAAUUAAUUUUAUGCUAUACAUUUUUAUUACCCCCAAACCCUUGCUACUGGAAAAAAAAAAAAAAGUUAAA
Messenger RNA from Phacochoerus africanus (Common warthog), 6068 nucleotides. RefSeq names its product zinc finger GRF-type containing 1 (gene ZGRF1). Gene Ontology annotation, molecular function: zinc ion binding; helicase activity. Gene Ontology annotation, biological process: double-strand break repair. The record is from RefSeq and is a predicted model, not a curated record. The transcript is spliced from 28 exons. NCBI's taxonomy places the organism in Eukaryota, Metazoa, Chordata, Mammalia, Artiodactyla, Suidae. Gene Ontology annotation, cellular component: site of double-strand break; nucleus. Bases 324 to 5864 code for a protein of 1846 amino acids.